ACUCACACGUUGUCAAUCCCCCCACUGCAUAAUACGUAAUAGAGAUGGAAGAGAGAAGGGCUGUGCUAGACUACUGGUACGUACACGCAUUCUCUCUCCCGGAGAGCUUGAGAAAGAGAGAGUGAGAUCCAUGGCGACCUACCGUCCGGACAGCAACACCCUCCUGGCGGACGACUCGAUCCUGGAGUACGUGCUGGAGACGACGGUGUACCCGCGGGAGCAGGAGCGCCUGCGCGAGCUCCGCCUCAUCACGCAGCAGCACGCCAAGUCCUUCAUGGGGUCGUCGCCGGACCAGAUGCAGUUCUUCUCCGUCCUGCUCAAGAUGAUCGGCGCCAGCAACACAAUCGAGGUCGGCGUGUUCACCGGAUACUCACUGCUCACCACCGCUCUCGCCCUCCCCGCCGGCGGCAAGGUGGUGGCGAUCGAUGCGAGCCGGGAGUACUACGAGCUGGGGCGGCCGGUGAUCGAGAAGGCCGGCGUCGCGCACAAGGUGGACUUCCGCGAGGGCGACGGGGUCGCCGAGCUCGACAAGAUCCUGUCCGAGGACGGCGGCGCCAGGGCCGGCACGUUCGACUUCGCGUACGCGGACGCGGACAAGCUGCAGUACGCGGGGUACCACGAGCGGCUGCUGCGCCUGGUGCGCGUCGGCGGCGCCAUCGCCUACGACAACACGCUCUGGGGCGGCUCCGUGGCCAUGCCCCGCGACAAACCGGGCAGCUCCGAAUACGACCGCCGGGUGCGGGACAGCUUCCUUGAGUUCAACGCCGCCGUCGCCGCAGACGACCGCGUCGAGGCCUGCAUCGUCCCCAUCGCCGACGGCGUCACGCUGUGCCGCCGCGUCAAAUGAAGUGCUCCGCUCUAAUCAUCGAUCGAGUCAGAUCUCAGAUGCAUCUGCGAGUCGUGUCAUUUCGUGACAAUGAUGUCCUACCUGGUUUCUCACCGUUCUGUCGACUUGUGGAAUCGGGUGAGCUUAUCUUUUGAAAUUUCUGGCAUCCAUCACGUGAACGUUUAUUGCUUUCGA
This is a messenger RNA of Triticum dicoccoides, 1021 nucleotides long. RefSeq names its product tricin synthase 1-like. Bases 131 to 847 code for a protein of 238 amino acids. The transcript is spliced from 4 exons. NCBI's taxonomy places the organism in Eukaryota, Viridiplantae, Streptophyta, Magnoliopsida, Poales, Poaceae. Gene Ontology annotation, molecular function: S-adenosylmethionine-dependent methyltransferase activity; O-methyltransferase activity. The record is from RefSeq and is a predicted model, not a curated record.